UCAUUUUAACCUAUCGUGUGCAAAGUUAGUCGCACACAAGAGCGCCUAGAAAUAAAGUCAUUCGGCACUUGGCCAACGCUGCGACAUUUUAACAAAUCUAGCAAUCUACCGUUUUUAACAAAAGACAAACAGUCCUCGGAAACAAAUACAGAGAACGAACGGGCCGUUCUUCAGUUGUAAUUGCUUUACAUAUUCAUGUAGAUUCCAAUCAGGCACCUCGGAGAUCCCCGGUGAAACUCGGCCCCAGAUCGGCAGGGAAAACUUGAAACUGACGCGCGGCAAAUUUUCCCAGUUUCUUCGGAAAUUUCGUGACGGAGUGUGGAGUGGCGCGGGUAUAAAAAAAUAAGAGUUUUCGCGGUCCGCUAUUUUCGACGAUUCAUGUCGAGUUUUGCGUGUGUUUCGGACUGUUUUAUGGUAAUUAGUGUAUAAACUGGAAUUUACCUCGUGAUAUGAAUUUCAAGGAGUUUUUUUUAAUGUCUUUUGGAUAGACCUGGAUAAAGAAAUAAUCAGCAUCUUUUGACUCUGUAAUGAUAAAUUAUGGAAAUAUUACUAAGUCAGUUCAUCAAUACCCAAUAAAGCGAUUCCUAAUCAUCUUGAUUAUGGAUGUAUAAUAGCACCUUUGUGAAAGAAUUGUGGGAAAUAGAUGACUAAUUAUUCACGGUGAAACAUGUAAAGAUUAAAUCACAUCCAAAAUAAUUGAUGAUGGCUUUUUAAUAAAAAAACCAGCAAUGGCUUCUAUACUACUAUGAUUUGAAGAAAAUGGAAUAAGUGAAAAUAUUCUAACACUAAAAUUCCACUGCUCUAACUAUAUUAUGGACACCGAAGAAGAAGAGGAGACUCAAACAUCUCAUCGAUAGCUACAACAGUAUUAAUACCAAAAGUUCCAGAAUGAACGUGAAUCAGUUCCUGUUAUGUCCACUCAUUUUCGUUAUACUAACACCCACAAUAAUGGCCGAGUGUCCUCGUUUAUGCGAGUGCAAAUGGAAAUAUGGAAAAGAAUCUGUCAUAUGUCAGCAUGCCGAUCUCAAUAGUGUUCCCCCAGUUUUGGAUAGUGGGACGCAAAUAUUAGAUUUAAGAGACAACCCGAUAAGCUCUCUUAAAAAUGGUGAAUUCAGUAACGCUGGCUUGGUGAAUCUACAAAAGAUUUUCAUAGCCAAAUGUAACCUAAAAACUAUAGAGAGAUACGCAUUUAAAGAUCUUAUUAAUUUAGUUGAGUUAGACUUGAGCUACAAUCAGCUCAGCACCAUACCAACAGAUAGUUUUGAGUCCAUAUCAGAACUCAGAGAGUUACAUUUAAACAAUAAUCCAAUACAAAUUGUAUCUAAUGCAGCAUUCAGCAGUGUUCCACAGCUAUUUAAGCUAGAUCUAUCUAGUUGUAAAAUCAACAAAAUAGAUCUAAGAGCGUUUGUUGGAUUAGAAGACUCACUAAAAUGGCUCAAACUUGAUAAUAAUCGAUUGACAGAAGUUGAGGCUACUUCAUUUACUAUUCUCAGGAAUUUGCACGGGCUUGAGUUAUCAGGUAAUCCUUGGAAUUGCUCCUGUAAGCUAGGCGAACUAAGAAAUUGGAUGCUACGUCAAAAUGUGCCCUACGAUAUUCCACCAAUCUGUCAAGCUCCAAAAAGGCUGCAAGACAAAUCCUGGAAGAUGUUGGAUCUGGACGAAUUUGCAUGCUCACCCAAAAUUUACUCCAGCGAAGGGAAAACUCACGGUGUCGAAGGCAAAAAUGUGACAAUAUCUUGUAACAUUGAUGGCAUACCUAGGCCGGACGUAAAGUGGCUUCUUAGAAACAAGGUUUUAAUGAAUAUAAGUGGUGCAGCUCCAUUAAGUGGUAAAAAGUUGUAUAUAGUGAAUCAAAAAUUAAAUGUAAGUGAACUUACAAUUUAUAGUGCAGAACUGCAAGAUGCAGGUACAUACAUGUGCGUGGCUGAGAAUAAAGCGGGCAAAUCAGAAGCGGUAGUUACUUUAACAGUGGCAAAAAACAAUAGUGACAUUCAGUUUUCACAUAAACUUUUGAUAAUCGGUCUCUUGUUCGGUAUAAUUUUGACAUUUUCCUGCUGUUUAAUUGCGGCAGGUUUUAUUAGUGUCCGAAAAAAGCGCCUACUAAAGUGGCACAGUGAAGAGUGCGGUCGCGAGGAUAAUUACGAAAAAAUCGAGCUCAAACAAAAAGUCUGUCAGCGAAGUGCAAACGGUGGAGUGAGUAAGGAAGAUAAUGCUUUGAUAACAAUACCGAAGAAAAACGGCGACUAUAGUGUAGUUCCUGGUGUGGACACGGACCAUGAAAAUGAUGAAGAAGAGGAAAGUACUUUGGAGAUUACGACGCCUGGUACUUCAAACGAGAAGAAAUGGACCAACGAAGAACAACCUAACCAAGUAUCAGCUAGUGCGAUGGGCACUUCGACUCCAAGUAAAGAAAACGAAGUCGGAUCUAGAGACAAUAUCAGGAAGAAUCCCAAAUCAACGUAUGGUACAUCUAACACGUGGACCACUAACGAAAACCCGGUGAUCCACACGACUGCGCCAGCAUGGAAAACUAUUCCGAAUCCCAUUUACUCCAUGACGAACGUGCUUAGGCAGGUGCCAGACGUUGUAGGACAUUCGAGCUACUCACAAAACAAUAAGAGCAGAACUCAAAGUGAAAACGGAAGUGCGAAUGAUAUCAAUGAAUUAUUUUGUACUUUGCCAAGAAAGAGGGACUUAUUAAGGUAUAAAAGUAGUGACAGCCAAUCACCCUUGUUGCCUGAAAGCAGGUAUGCAAGUACCAGCAGCUCAGAAAGCUUUACCAGAAGGGCAUCGAUUGAAGCUCAGAGAUACCCUUUAGCAAAUUCUAUAGGGAAGAGUAGAGCAAUAAAAAAAUCCAGCGGAAGUAUGCUUAAUUUAACCAGAGAUGACAAGGUUUCAAAUUUUAAUGCGACGCCUUUAUUAGAUGUAAAGUGUUUAGAAACUCGUUUGUCUCCUAUGCAAGACUUGCACACUUUAAAUUCCAACCCUUAUGACUACCAUGCUGCUCAGCUUGAGAAAUUUUUAGAAGAAUACAGGGUGUUGCAAAAGCAGUUAACAAAAAUGAAGGAGACUUGUGACACGAUAUGUCAGGAACAGAUGAAGGACAGCGUUUCCACGCCGUCUUCAUCUUCAGGAGUUAGUAGUUACAAUAUAAGCAAUAAAAUAAUAUCAUCCCCGAACUCGAAUUCAAUUCAGGAUUCGGUGGAUUUUAAAAAAUUCGAAAGCGAACUAACAAAGUACUUAAUGGCAAGAAGUCCUACAAAUUCUAACAAUUUAACCCCAGGGACGUUAAGAAAUUAAGUUUUUUUUUAAAAUAAAAGUUAGUUUUUUAAACGAUAGUUGAUACUUAAGAAUAAGUGGUUACUAAAAAGGCGUUUUGUGUGUUUUUAUUUUAAUAUCUAUAAAAAUAUUAAAAGUCAUAGUUAGCAAUAUAAAUAUUUCUUGUAAUAAACUUUUGUUUGGGAAUAAAUGUUGAUGGUCAAAAUAUUAAUGGUAUAUGUUUAAUAAAAUAUAUAAUAAAAAUA
Molecule: messenger RNA, 3524 nt
Organism: Anthonomus grandis grandis
Lineage: Eukaryota; Metazoa; Arthropoda; Insecta; Coleoptera; Curculionidae
Exons: 8
Coding region: 889-3300 (803 amino acids)
Molecular function (GO): protein binding
Source: RefSeq, a predicted model, not a curated record